Molecule: messenger RNA, 569 nt
Organism: Lecanosticta acicola
Lineage: Eukaryota; Fungi; Ascomycota; Dothideomycetes; Mycosphaerellales; Mycosphaerellaceae
Source: the annotation of a GenBank genome assembly
AUGGGAGCCCUCAUGUACCGCGUCUUCCUCACCAUUGUGAACAUCAUCUUCCCUCCGGUAGCCAUCAUCAUUCUCUGCGGAGCAGCCUCGUGGGACUGCAUGCUCAAUUGCGCUCUCUUCAUCCUGGCCGUGAUACCUAGCCACAUCCACGGCUUCUAUCUGACCUGUACGUACUUCCAUCGUCGGAAGAAAGUAAGCAUCGCCCUCUCCGAUCCCCUUCGGAAUCCAUCUAAUGGUUCUUCCAGGUUAAAAAGGGCCGCUACCCAGGUGGUCCCAAAUCCAUGAUCCAUUCCGAAACGAUUCUCAACGGCGGAGCCAGCAAUGCCGAAGUCGAACGCCUCUACCGCAAAGAAUACGGAAUGCCGCGAAAGUCGAGUCGCAAGAGUAGUGUCGGGCGCAGCAGUGGGAACGCAGAGACGGUGCAACGGCAAGGAAGCACUCUGAGGCGGAACGGGACACAUACAAGCAAGCACUCGCAGAAUCGUGGGAACCGGUUGCAGGAGCAAUACGUCAACCGAGACGGAUAUGGACCUGGUUCGCCGCCCAGACCGACGCAGGUCGGAGAUUAG